Aspergillus campestris IBT 28561 is the source of this 847-nucleotide messenger RNA. RefSeq lists its product as uncharacterized. Lineage: Eukaryota; Fungi; Ascomycota; Eurotiomycetes; Eurotiales; Aspergillaceae. The transcript has a single exon. The coding region runs from base 1 to 636 and encodes 211 amino acids. The record is from RefSeq and is a predicted model, not a curated record.
AUGGCACUCACAACAAUCCUCACGUUUCUCGCAUUCUCUGCAACCUCAGCAGCCACCUCCAUAACACCCCCAGAAGGCUGUCCCAUCCCCACCUGGACAGUCACCACCUUCAACUGGCACAACGGCUCCCACAGCCUCGACUGCAUCCACAACGAGGCAGACAAAAACACCCAAGGCUGCCUCUGCGGUCGCGGCUGGUGCGAGCCAAACCCCACAACUUGCAACGGCAGCAUGGUCCCCGUCUGCUACACCGGCAUGCCCAACUACGAGCCGUGGGGGUACGGACCCGCCCAAACCCUAGACAUCGUCUUCGAAGACGGCCUAACCUGCCACGACGAGUACAUCGGCUACCGCAUCCACGAUAUCGGGAAUGGCGCAAGCAACUGCGGGUAUUCAGAUCGGGGCGCAGGACGGAUCGUUUCAUUCUACGGCAGCUCGAACGAGGAGACGUCUGUUGGGAGGAUUGACUAUACGCUGGGUAGUGGGCAUGCGCUGACUUGUGCGAACGGAAGCCGCAUCACGUAUUCGGGAAGUACGGAGUUUGCGCUGAGCUGUGUUCACGAUGCGUUCUUCAAUGCGACAUGUACGGCAGAGGUGUUCGAGGUGCCUGUUUUGGACUACUCGUCUGUCGGUUGAUUCUGCUACAUUAGUGCUAUGAGGACAGCGAUGACUGGAUCAAGCUAGACAGAAUAGCCAUGUUGGGCCCAGGAGGAUCUGAAACCCAUAGUGAUGAAACUUAGGAAAGAUAACUGUAGACAAUGACUGGGUCAGUGAUGACAGGGCUCAGUACAAUACGUGGUCUAUGUCGCUCAGGUGACCAGGCAAUCAUUCACGUCAAAGCGUUAGU